Phacochoerus africanus (Common warthog) is the source of this 7735-nucleotide messenger RNA. RefSeq names its product metal regulatory transcription factor 1 (gene MTF1). The record is from RefSeq and is a predicted model, not a curated record. The transcript is spliced from 11 exons. Lineage: Eukaryota; Metazoa; Chordata; Mammalia; Artiodactyla; Suidae. Gene Ontology annotation, biological process: positive regulation of transcription by RNA polymerase II; central nervous system development. Gene Ontology annotation, molecular function: RNA polymerase II cis-regulatory region sequence-specific DNA binding; DNA-binding transcription activator activity, RNA polymerase II-specific. The coding region runs from base 137 to 2380 and encodes 747 amino acids. Gene Ontology annotation, cellular component: nucleus.
CGUUCGGGGAAGGUGGGGGCAAUCAUGGUGCCGCUGGGGAGGGGAGAAGCUGCUGCCGCCGCCGCUGUUGCCGGGAGCCGCGGAGACAGGUCACUACCUUUCCAUUUCUCACAAUUGGGCUGAGCACAAUUGAACCAUGGGGGAACACAGUCCAGACGACAGCAUCAGCUACUUUGAGGCAGAGGAAGAUGAGCUGACCCCCGAUGACAAGAUGCUCAGGUUUGUGGAUAAGAACGGACUGGUGCCUUCCUCAUCUGGAACUGUUUAUGAUAGGACAACUGUUCUCAUUGAGCAGGACCCUGGCACUUUGGAGGAUGACGAUGACGAUGGACAGUGUGGAGAACACUUGCCUUUUCUAGUAGGGGGUGAAGAGGGCUUUCACUUAAUAGAUCAUGAAGCAAUGUCCCAGGGUUACGUGCAACACAUCAUUUCACCAGAUCAGAUUCAUUUAACAAUAAACCCUGGUUCCACGCCCAUGCCAAGAAAUAUCGAAGGUGCAACCCUCACUCUGCAGUCGGAAUGUCCAGAAACGAAACGCAAAGAAGUAAAGCGGUACCAGUGCACCUUUGAGGGCUGUCCCCGCACCUACAGCACAGCAGGCAACCUGCGCACCCACCAGAAGACUCACCGGGGAGAGUACACCUUUGUCUGUAAUCAGGAGGGCUGCGGCAAGGCCUUCCUCACCUCCUACAGCCUCAGGAUCCACGUGCGAGUGCACACGAAGGAGAAGCCAUUUGAGUGUGACGUGCAGGGCUGUGAGAAGGCGUUCAACACGCUGUACAGGCUGAAAGCACACCAGAGGCUUCACACAGGGAAGACGUUUAACUGUGAAUCUGAAGGCUGCAGCAAGUACUUCACGACACUCAGUGAUCUGAGGAAGCACAUUCGAACCCAUACAGGAGAAAAGCCAUUUCGGUGUGAUCACGAUGGCUGUGGAAAAGCAUUUGCAGCAAGCCACCACCUGAAAACUCAUGUCCGUACGCAUACUGGUGAAAGACCUUUUUUCUGCCCCAGUAAUGGCUGUGAGAAAACAUUCAGCACCCAGUACAGUCUCAAAAGUCACAUGAAAGGUCACGAUAACAAAGGACACUCAUACAGCGCGCUUCUGAAUCACAAUGGAUCAGAGGAUACAAAUCAUUCACUUUGUCUGAGGAAUUUAAGCCUUCUGUCUACAGAUUCUGAAUUUCAAGAAAAUUCCAAUACAGGUCAGAAUCUCAGCACCCUUUCACCAACAAUCCUUUUCGGACCCAUGUUCCAGAAGCCAGAAGAUACAGCGAUUCAGGAAGAUCCUCAACAGACAGCUGCCUUGAUUGAAAGUUUUAAUGGUAAUGCAGAGUCAGUCAGUGACGUGCCGCCAUCCUCAAGACAUUCAGCAUCUCUAUCUCUUCCACUUGUACUGCAGCCUGGCCUCUCCGAGCCACCCCAGCCUCUACUGCCAGCCUCAGCACCGUCUGCUCCUCUGCCUGCUCCCUCCCUAGGAACCGGUUCCCAGCAAGCUACAUUUGGCAACCCCCCUGCUCUCUUACAACCUCCAGAAGUGCCUGUUCCCCACAGCACACAGUUUGCUGCUAAUCAUCAAGAGUUUCUUCCGCACCCCCAGGCACCGCAGCCUGGACUCUCUGUACCAGGACUUUCUGUUGUUGCUGGGGCUCUGGCAUCAGCCAUGGCAGCACCGCCCCAACCACAAAGUACUACUGAGCCCCUGCCGGCCAUGGUCCAGACUCUGCCCCUGGAUGCUAACUCUGUCCUAAGUAGUAAUCCCACUAUCACCAUCACCCCGACUCCCAGCACGGCUAUCCUGCAGCCCAGCCUAGUCAUGGGAGAACAGAACUUACAGUGGAUAUUAAAUGGUGCCACCAGCUCACCACAAACCCAAGAACAAAUACAGCAAGCAUCUAAAGUUGAGAAGGUGUUUUUUACCACUGCUGUACCAGUAGCCAGUAGCACAGGCAGCGCUGUACAGCAGAUUGGCCUCAGUGUUCCUGUGAUCAUCAUCAAACAAGAGGAGGCCUGUCAGUGUCAGUGUGCGUGCCGGGACUCUGCCAAGGAGCGGGCGGCCAGCAGGCGGAAGGGCUGUUCUUCCCCACCCCCUCCAGAGCUGAGCGCCCAGCCUCCUGAUGGGCCAGGCCUGAAGCUACCACCACAGACUUUUUCCCCACCCCCGAUCCCCCUGUCGUCAUCCUCCGCUGCAUCCUCCUCCUGUGAGCAAAGCAGACAAGCAGUGACUCCUUCAGACCCUCCGACAGAAACGUUACGUGCCAUGGAUAUGUCCGAGUUUCUGUCUCUCCAGAGCCUGGACACCCCAUCCAACCUGAUUCCCAUUGAAGCACUACUGCAGGAAGAGGAGGAGAUGGGCCUGACCAGCAGCUUCUCCAAGUGAAAGGCCCGAAUGUGCUCCCCUCCAGGAACAGAGGCCAAGCAGGAAGCAGAGGUGCGGUGCCUGUCCUCAUGGGGUCAGCAGUUUGAAGGAUGAAGAAAUCUACUGUUUGAAAUCCUCACCUUUCAGACCUGUUUUCUUUAUUCAUAUGUCAGGAGCAUCCAUUUUUAAGGAACUGAUCUUUGGAAAAAACAAAAAAACAAACAAAAAAAACAAAACAAAAAAAAGCUAAGUUAUAAAUGAACUGUUUGGCUGCACUGUAUGUCACUUUUGCUUAUUGUCAUGUGAACUUGGAAAUUAAGGUUACUCGUGUGCAUAAAAAUUCUAAAUGAAAGGGUGUGGUUUCCAUCAAUCUGAUGCUGCCCAUCACUUGCACUGGGGUCUUUGUGGUCUGGGCAGUAGAGUUCGGCGUGUUGGGUGUUGCUCCUCCCCAUGCGUCUUUUGAGUCUGAGGCCGAAGCUUGCUUGGAAGGCCAGACCCUCGCUCCGUCAGAGAAGGAAGUGGCAAAGCCAGGUCAGACAGCCGUGAGCUGGACAGGGAUCGGGUGAGCUGGUUUUGUUGUCUGUGCUUGGUGUGGUGGAGCUCAGGGCGACUGUGGCAGGUGUCAUCCUGCAGCCAGCUACAGCACAAACAGGCAGCUAAAAGGCUGGCCUGAGGCCUAGGGGACAGCCUGCUUCCAUCAGGGCCCUAGGCAAGUCGUUGAUAGCUCCUGUCGCUGACUGGUGCCUGUGCAGAGCAGGCUGUAGGAACGUGAUCAGUCUUUGCCUUCCCGGCAUAUUCUCUCUCUCUCUCUCUCUCUCUCCUCUCUCUCUCUCUCCCUCUCUCUCUUUCUCUCUCUCUCUCUCUCUCUCUCUCUCGGUUGCCAGGGCUUGCAGAUCACAGUGAGUUUUUCUUGGGGAACAUCCCUGCUUUGUCCUGGAGUGGACGGGCAGUUUGUGGCAGUUGCUGGUCAGCGGUCUGCCUUUUCUGAAUGGUAUCUUCUUCCUCAGAGCAGAAGAGCUGCAUUUUGCUCAUCAGGAGAAUGUGCGGCUUUCCAGGAGUUUUGUUCAGGCGGCAUGCCCUCGGCAGGCGGGUGGCCUGGUUUGGGGUUCCAGCCAGGCUUUUGGUUGCCCCCUCCCAUCUCUGCUCCUGACCCCUCUGGAUUUUGCAUACAGCCUAGUACAGUGCAAAGAAGGAUGUGACUUGCUCAGCUUAGUCAUAUGAUUUCUAAACAAAAAAAGGAAAAAAAGAAAAACAAAAACAAAACAAAAAAAAGCAAUGAUCUUCUACUCAGGGUAAAAUAAAAAAAAAAUUCCCCUUCCACCAAAAAGCCUGAAAUGUUGCAAUAAGUUAUCUCAUUUGGAAUGUUUCAUUAAGUUGUGUUAUAGGGAAAAAAAAUUUUUUUUGAUGAUUUGUGUAUAGAAUUAUAUCCAUCUGUCUGCCUUUGGCUCCCAGUUAUUGCCUCUAAAAUAAAACAUAAAAUACAGUCCACACUAAAAUGGAAAGUUUCUCUCAACUGGCUGUGUUAAUGUAGUCAGGAGUGCUCACCACGUGUACUGAGCUCAGAAACUAGGCAUGGCCUCUGCCUCCCAAGGGCCCCCUCCCUGCCUCAAGUGAGGAAAAGGGUUCUCACAGGCCUGCCCUUCUGAGUCAGUGAUGUCGGGCAGAAAGCAGCAGUAAUUUCGCCUUCCUUUCCUUCUCUCUAAGGUAAAGAGAUCUGCAUUUGUCACUCUCCUGUCCUCUGAGCCAUUACUCAGGACCAGCCAAGACAGUAUCUAGCAUAGAUCAUUUUCCUGGGAGCCAGAGGCCCUGCCUUUUACAGGAUUUCAGGGACAGAUUCAGACAAGAGGGCGAUGGUGGUAAAUGUCACUGCCAUGAGGAGUUGCUUAAAUACAAGCCGGUGGUGUCUCAGGAGUCUAGUGGGGAGAAUCAGUUUCUUUUUGACCCUCUGCCUUCCCUUGUCUGAAAGGCUGGUGGGUUCUUGUGACCACUGACCUCAGCAGAAAUUGAUAAGGCAGGAGGAAACUUCUAUUACCACAGUGGGUCCGUCUUCCUGGAAAACCAGCUGCUGGGUGUGGGUUGUCCUGGGCUGUCUGUGAGCCUUGCACCCAUAGGAAGCUUGGCAGUAGGACCCUGGCUGUUUUCUCUACACGUUGUGAGAGAGAGAGCAGCAUGGAGGGGGUCCCAGAUGACCUCCCCACGUGCCCAUUCUAGGCUGACCUGAGAGGCGGGUCCCUGGGAGCUGAGGUAGAAAAACAGGAGCCCAGGGAAGGCCAUUGGAAGCACCCAUGGUUUAAACACUGCUUCCUUCUGGUUAGCCUUGGCUGUGCUCCUGUUGGGCCUGUGGCUUUUCUGCUCUGCAGAGAUGGAGAGUGAUGAAGAAACAGGCUUUAGGCGGACAGAUUUUUCUAGUUGAAGUAUCUGCCUUUUUGAGGGUGACUGGAGAUGACCAGCGGGACUGUCAGAUUAAGCAGCUUUUGAAAAAUCAGGAAUGUGCUUAAAAUGCUCGUGAGUGGUUGUGAAGCGCAGGUUUACUCUACAGGGUAGGCAGUCUUUCCUUUCCUUCCUGUUCUAGCCCCUCCCCGCCCCUCCCCCUUCUAUCAGCCUGGCCUCUGGUGCCAAGGACCUUGGAGAAGAAAGGGCAGCAGGCUAAAGUGGAGCCACAGAGAGCCUUCAUAGAGAGUGGUUUCCAAACCCAGCAAUGACCCUAGGGUGGUUAGGGAAGGUUGGCGGGCUCCUGGCAGGUGAAGUCAGGCCUUUUUCCUUUUGAUGGUGACCUUAAUCAUUUUCACCCUGUAGGUUGAGACUUCCGGCUCCCACCAGCAUCUCCAGCUAUACUGCCCCUUUACAGGGUGCUAGUCAGCACGAGGAAUUGGAGUUCAUGGGCUUGGGAGGUGGCAGGAAGCUUUGGCUGGCACCGCCAAACUGCCUUAGUGAAUUUGGCCCUUCCCAGGCAGGUGGGCGAGGCACGGAGGGCAAGUGGCCCUGCCUUUCCUGGCAGCCUGGCCAACCUCGUGGGGGCAUCACUAGUUUGAUGACAGGAAGCGGUAUUAUUCAUUGAAUUCCUUCCACCCCACCCUGGCCCCCCUUAAGAAGGAGCUCAUGGUGCAAAGCCCAGGAGGGGCCUUACAGUGUGAAGACCUCUCUGGGUAGAAGCAAGGGACUCCUCUACCACCUCUGGGAGAGUCAGUAGUUUGGAGACUUUUACCUUCAGGGCCAAGGCAGCAGACUGAUGGGGAGAAUGGAGGGUGGGUGGGUUUUCCUGAGAGACUUUGUAUAAUGCUGAAUGUGUCCAAAGGGACGAGUUUGCGGAACCUCAUGUUGGUAUAUUAAAGAAAUAAUAAAAUAAAAAAGCACUUUAGGUUAUUUUAUCUUUAACCCAAUUGCUGCAAUUUCUUUUGUGUGUGUGUGUAUAUAUAUGUAUGUACGUAUGUGUAUAUAUACAUAUAUAUACUUUCCAUAAAGUUUUAUUUUUUGCUCAGAAAAAAAAAAAGUUAAAUUGAGAUGUUAAAAGAAAAGCACUUACCUUGGUGCAAUAUGUGUAGCUUGACGGUCGUUGUCCCAUGUGGCCCUGGCCUGGCGGCGUUUUUCCACUCCAUCAGCCCUGUUCUAGGAGGCUGUCCACAGGGAAACACUAUUAUGCAUUCUCAGCAACUGCUCAAUCUAUGCAAGCCUUCCCUGUGUGUCCAAGGGCGCCCCCUCAGGCUCUCUGAAGAACUGCUGCGGGUCCUGUUUUCUUCUGCUGACUGUUGAGGCCCUUUUUCAUCACUUCUUGGUCCUUUGCCAUCUUUCCCCUCUUCACCGUUACAAAGUGAUGCCCGAAAGGAUGAAACAGGUUGUUCCUAGGUAGACACCUGGCACCUUCUAGACUUUUAUAUUUGUAAUCACAUCCAUUUGUCCUUAAUCCUGUCUCCAAAGUCACUAAAACCGUUGAUUUGUGGAGCUGCGACAAUAUUGCUAGUGAGUUUACAAUGUUCCUACACCACCAAUCAGAAAUAUGUCUGGGGGAAGUGGUGGUGGUCGUGGGGGCUGGGCAUUGUGAGCCAUUUCCAUACUGCACCCCCUACGGCUCGUGCUAUCUCUUUAAGCAAAAUGGUCUUCAGCCCUCAUUGAAUCCAGUAAACAAAUCUGUUAAUAAUCGGCUUUAUCAACUUUCUUUCUUCCCCUUGCCCCACUCCACUUUACCUUCAAAUCUCAGGCUACUAAAGAAUGGUUUUAAAAUAUGCUUCAGCCAAAGCAGAAAGAUGUCCAUAGACCCAGUAUGCAAAUAAUUCUGCUGUGACAUAGAUUGGAAAUUGUCCACUCCUAAAUUCUGGGGAGGGAAGAGGCAACAGAACUCAAUUAUGCAUAUUUCUGAUUGGUCGUCAUUUUUAGCCUGUUUUCUCUUGCAAAUUUUGGGGGUGAGGGAAAGCGUCCCACGUUUCUUCUCAUGCCCUUUGGGGAAGCUGACCACUGGGCAUUUCUGUUACUCCUAUUCGAGAGGGCUUCUCAGUCUGCACUGAAAAAUGCAAAUUAAACUGGAUCUUUAUGUCAAUGUGUAUAUAGUACAAGCUUUUUUUACUGGAAGCAAUGUUUAAAACCACAUGCUGCCCUUUUGGUGGUGUGCCUGCUGGGCCCAAAAUGGGGUGAUGAUGUCAUGUCACUUUCUCAGCUCAAUGCAGUUUCUACUCUUUUUCUUAUGGGGAAACUUUUCAUAAAACCUGUUUUUCACCAAUACCCAGGGGUCUUUUCUGCAAUAUCCUUGUUAUCCUCAUAGUGGUGCCAAGUCAGAGGGGCCUCUCUUGCCCUUUUCCUGUGUCCUCAGGCCUCCCAAGGGCGCUGUUUAAUUCAACAGUCUACAUAUAUCCUUUGUUGUGUUUUGGAGAAUGUGGGGGUGAGAGUUGGAGUUCAAGGUGUCUUUUCCCUGUGAAUUCCUAGUCCCUGUUUGGGGGAGGUGGCUGGAAACAGGUUUUUGAUGAAUCUCUGGCUCAUCUUCUGUCCAGGAGAGACAAGACCCACGAGAGCCUUCUUUUUUUGACACACACUAAGUCAUUGGCCAGAGGUCUUCGUGACAAUUUUUUUUUUAACCCCAAAUAGUUUUAUUUGGAUUAUGUAAAAGCCUAUCAAAUUUAUUUAAGUGUGAAACAUGGGAACAAUGGACUUCCACUGAGCGAUGUGAAAACGUUACAGGUUCAGUACUUCCAAAGGAAGAAACCUCCAAACCCAAAAAGAAUUUGUAUUUUUGAAGAAUGUGAAAUAAUGGUGUUUGCUUAAUUGCUCAUUUUGUAAAAACUUAAUAUUGUACUUUAAAAUAUCUGCUAAGAAGUGAAAAUUUAACUUUUUGGAAUUGAAAAAGCAAUAUUAAAUACUAAUGAAAUCCUAAUUAAAUGCUUAUUUAAA